GGGAAUGCCCCAGUCUUCUUCAGAAGAGAGCAAUAAACUGUUGGAUUCACAUCGCUGUUUUUGUUGCCUUCCUGGAGCUCCUGCUUACUGAGGAAACACACAGAUGAUCUGCAAUUUAUACCAACAACCUGGUGACCCUCGACGUGAUGAAGCUGAUCAGGUAAGACAUGAAUUUGGUUUUGACUGCCUGAUAAGCUUCAUUACUAAAGAGUAAUCCUUGGCUGGGAUUUUCCCUGACAAGCCAAGACGAGCGCGCUAUACAAAAGUAGAACGAUCAUUCUGUGUGUUUUCUAGUAAGUAUUUACUAACAUGGGUGGUUCAUACCCCAAGCCUGAGAUAGGGGAAAGCCCUAAAGAUUGGAUGUCUCGAUGUGGGUGGGGAUAUUACACUAAUCCCUGGUUAGAUAAUCUAGCAGGGUGGACUAAGGCACAAGCGAUGCGUCCCUAACCUAGAGAUGGGUCAUUCGACCCCUAUGUGCUAAAACGGGCUCACAAAUUAAUUUAUGAAAGUGAAGGAGAUCCCGAAUGGGUCUAUGAUUAUAUGAGAAAGGGUUAUGAAAUCUGGAUGAAGAUGAUGAGUGUGUGGAAUGACAAACAAAAUAUUAACCUACCAAAAGAGGUAAAGAAAUUAAUUCCGAAGGCUCUUAAAGGCUCAGCAUCAAAGAUUGAGGUAAAAAGAAAGGAGACACCCUUUUGUUGAGAUAACAAAAGAUUUUUAGUUAAGUUGAUUAAAACAAUAGCAUGGUGGUUACUCGCCGUCGUUCGCAUGCGCACAACUCUCCGGAGUCAACAAGGCAUUUGAACCACGAGAAGGCAAGGAGCCAUUUUCUCUCCUUCAGCGGUGAGCAAGUUUUAUGCAUAUAUGCAUCAGCCCUUAUGGCGUCUCUGACGGUGGAAUACUGGAGGUCAUCAAAGGCUCGACGAGAUGCAGAACUGUCCACUACAUUUGCUCUCCUUUCUAGAUCCUUCCAGCUGGUUUACAAAAAUGAGGCUGUCGGUAUCUUUUUACACAGCAUUCACAAUUUAGCACACAUUAAAGACAUGAUAGUGUGGCAACCACAUAAAUGUUGGCCCUCUUACUGAAAGAUUAUUUUAAUAAGGUUUAGAUUAAAUAUUUUUCUUUCAGUAUACACACACUCACACAGAUACUUAUACAUAUAUAAAGAGCAAAAAUGCUGGUAUUAACACUGCUUAUGAUUUUGUGCUAUAUAAAUAAAACCUGAAAUUGAGUUGAAUUAGAAUUUGAACUUGAUUUAGGGUUGAAGUUUAUUUAACCAUAAUUGUAGAUCAGGUCUUUGUGAAUAUUUCAUACAGUAACACAACUUGUGAUUGUAUUCUUUAUGGACUGUUGCCUAAAUGGGAUCUGAUACAGAUCAUCUUAUGCCCAUGGCAAAAAAAAAAAAAAAAAACCUGACAAAAUAGAGAUAUAUUUUAAAACUUAUUUUAAUUGUUUUAAUAUUUGAUGUUGUUUUCAAUUUAAUACAAAAUUCAUUUUGUAUAAUAAAAAGAUUUUCAAGAACUUAGUUUACAUGUUUCUGCAUUAUUCCAGACAUUCUGUGUUAUUAGGGAUUUGUAUACACUUAUCUACAAUAAAACAAUAGGGUCAAUGUGGCAUAACUCUGUUAAAUGCUCAUUAGGUUUUGUUACUGGUAAGUAUUAAUACUUAUAGAUGAUCAAUACUAGCUUUGCUAUUGCCAAAUAAGUUUUCAUUAUCUUACAUAUGUCUGUAAGCCAACACUGGUCUCACACUGAGAUCCUGCUCUGUUCUCCUCACAAUAGAGUCAAAUUACAUUUCUCUGACUGCUGUUCUGUCCACAGGCUCAUAAUUGUAUGACUGUGGUCUGUCGUUUGUGUGAAUAUCUCAGAAUAUCUUAUCUCUGCAUUCAAACAAGCGCACCACGAUUAGUUGUCUUCGUACUGUUCGUACUGAUCUCCCUGGUCCGACAUCACUUCCGGUGUAGUCUGGCAAUUUUUCAGAUGCCGAAGAACUUUUUUUUUUUUUGACAAAAAACGACUCCAGGUGGCUUAAUAAUAAACUUUAAUGUUAAUUUAAAAAAAAUAAUUAAGUUCCUACUUUACUCUUACGCACAUUGACUCACUGGGUGUUUAACCUACAAUAUGCUCUUCAACACCAAACAUUUUUACAUGUAACCGGCAGAUUUUAGUUUGCCUUUGCAAAACUGUCUGCUUCUAAAUUUGGUUUUAAUUGGCUUGACAGUGUAAAAGAAGCUUGUGACCACUAGAUCACAGAUUUUAAACCAUGCAUUUCCUUGCAGAGCUCAAAACAAUGUAAAAGAACUGUUGUCCUGUUUGGCCUUCCUUAUUGCAUGAAAGUGGACACCAAGUUCAUCAAAACUUGUGAGACAACUGAUGAGGAAAGCCUCAUUCACACUACAAGCAACUCACAGCGGCAACGCGACAAGCAACCAUUCAUUUCAACGGAGAGCAAGGUACUUCUGGCGACCUCCAUCUACGCGAGCGACAGCAACCGUUGACGACAAGGUGGGCGUGUCGAGCGUCAUGAUAACGUUGAGAAUGCUUCAACUUUCUUAAGCAACAGCCAAUAGGAGCACCAGUAGAGCUCACAUGAUCCUCUCUCAUCUCGCUCAGAGGCUAAUUGUAUUCAUGCUGUGUAGACCUACUCAGACCUGCGUUUGAAGCAGGUCGCCAACCAAAGCAACAGGCAUCUACGAAGUUGCUGCUAUUCUGAAUAAGGCAGAAGAGGCAGUGAAAGGAAUAAAUGUUGAACUAUUGAUAGCCAUAGAGGAGAACACCUCAAAACUUUUUCCAAGAGAAAUAAUGCAUGUGGCUGUGGUGUGAGAGGAAGAGGUUGUACGGUGGCCUGAGGGAUGUCAGAUGUCUUUGCUGUGCUAAUAGGGAUUCUUCUUGCCCUGAAUAUCACUUAUCUCAAGGAAGUAAAUAUACAUUUGACAUCCCCCUAAAAGAUCCUGAGAAUUGGUGGUGAAGCAUGCUCUGCAAAAGUAUAUAGAGUAAGAAUCAAACUCUUAAGUGUUUUGUGGAUUUUGCUCACCCAUGCUCAAACUUACUGAUAAUCAUGUUGUUCAUUUAACUUCAAGGACUAAACCUCAAUCAAAUGUAUCGAGUUGCUUACCCUUAAUGAAAAGGGAAACAUUUGUUGGAUAAGCAACGUCAUUACUACUUCUACUGGUAACCCUAUUGGGAUUGACACAGGCCCACACUGAAGUACACAACUUAUUCUGGCAGUAUGCCAACUGGACUGCAUGACAGACAACCAUUGAGUCAUGUGUUGUCUGCCAAGAAGUGUUCUCCUCUGCUGUGCUGCUGUGACUAUAUCCUUGAAACCUUUGCCUUUUACAUGUACUAAACUUGCUUUUUGUACAAAUGCUUUGGGAGAUAUUUAUGAGUGGCGCCCCACAUGUGUUUCCAACAAAAAAACAUGGAAGCCCCUUUGCAGAUCAAUUAGCAGAAAGAAUCAUACUGUUGUAAUACCUACACCUAGAACUAUGGGUUUGAAUAUUUUGUUGACGAAACCCCAGGGGUUCACUUUUUCUUUUUACUUUAAUGGGACAAAUGGUGGUAAUGUAUCCACCUUAAGAGCUAAAGAUUGUAAUAUAGUAAUUGGCGAAAGGGAUCGAUUUUCGGGGGUAUAUUUACUGUGGCGAAAGAAUAAAAAAUAUAGUUCUCUGCUAAGUAUUUGUCCCCGUUACAUCCCAGGCACCUGUGAACUGAACAAACUUAAAUGUGCUAAUGUCACAACUGAUACAGCUGUCACGGCAUGUUACGGCCUGAACAACACAUACUGUCAACACAGCAAUGUAACUUGUGUCCCCACUUUGCCGAGACAGGAUGCGGUCCUGGCCGAUGACUGGUACUGGUAUUGUGGGGAAGAAACCAUCUUAAACACUUACACCACCAAUUGGACUGGUCUUUGUACUGUGAUCCAAUUACAACACAUGGUCACUGUCAUGCAUCUUGCCAGACAAUCCGGAAGGGAACGAAGGUCAGUUCCCCAGGACAACGUACCCGACGAACACCAUAUGAGAUUACAGUGGACUAGAUUCUGGGAGGCUAUGAUUCCCAGUUUUGGCGUGGCAGAUGCCUUAAAACAGCAAGAGAUUAUGCAAUAUAGACUGACCUCUUUUAUUAACAGUAGCAUGGAUGCCAUUACUGGACCAGCUGUAAAGAAGAUGAAAAGGAUAUCAUCACAGGUUUAUGAGGAUGAGAUGAAGGAAAGAAAUAAUAAUUGGGGAUGGGGAUUUUUAGAAAGCCUGUUUGGAUCAUUGGCUCCAUUUGUCUCAAUGGUAGUACCGGUACUUAUUAUUUUCUUAUGUGUAUGUAUUUUUGGUCCAUGUCUUCUGAGAUGUUUUUAGAAUAUGGUAUGAUCCAGGCUCUUGUAAAAAAAAACAGAGCCUGGAAGAGGGGAUUGAAAGAAUUAUGCAUGUACUCACUCUUCAAAUAUUCUGUUGUUUUCUAACUGUUUCUUAUCUUGUUUUAAGUUUUCCCUGUACUAGGCGCCUUGACGUUGCGCCUUGACAUUUUUGAGCACUGGAUGAAAUUGUUCUGCUUAACUGAGCUGAAUAUUUGCACAUAUUCAGAGCCCAUGUAACCUUGAGUAUGAUGUAUAAAAGCUGGGAAUGCCCCAGUCUUCUACAGA
This is a messenger RNA of Danio rerio (zebrafish), 4635 nucleotides long. NCBI's taxonomy places the organism in Eukaryota, Metazoa, Chordata, Actinopteri, Cypriniformes, Danionidae. The record is from RefSeq and is a predicted model, not a curated record.